GUCAUCAGUCCGUCUAGCAGCAGCAUGGCAGUAACAACACUGUGCGUCGUCAUUGCCGCUCUGAGAGUCCUUCCCAACAGAUCCCAGUUCUUCCAGUACGAGUCGGUCACGCUGAGCUGUGGGCCGCUGGGAGGCUCUGCUGGCUGGAGAGUCAAGAGGAACACGUCCACAAACAUUAACGAACCCUGUGGUAGAACAAACACAACUCCCUGCGUCAUCAGUGAGCUGUACCCGUUUGACACCGGCGUGUACUGGUGCGAGUCUGCAGCGGGGGAAUGCAGCAACGCCGUCAACAUCACUGUGAUCGGCGCUGGUUCUGUGGUCCUGGAGAGUCCCGUCCUUCCUGUGAGGGACGGAGACACCGUGACUCUGCGCUGCAGAACCAAGGCGUCCUCCUCCUCCAACCUCACGGCUGACUUCUACAAAGAUGGCCGCCUCAUCAGGAGCAGCUCCACAGAAAACCUGACCCUCCAGAGGGUUUCAGCUCUAGACCAAGGACUCUACAAGUGCAACGUGUCUGGAUCUGGAGAAUCCCCCGACGGCUGGCUGGCUGUCAGAGGUCCACACUCUAAAUCCAGCCUGGUGCACAGAGCUUUUUGUUCCUUUGCAUUGAGGCCAACAUGUGGUUUUUCUGUUUUUGAAGCAGGGCAUUCUGGGUCGCCUGAGCCGCCAGAGCCGCCUGAGUCCCUCUUCACUCGCGUUCUACUUCCUGUGGUGGGCCUGGCGCUGGUGGUGCUGGUCUCGGUGGUGCUGCUCUGCCUGUGGGGGAGACGCAAAGGUAAAGUGGAGCGUGACGUCUCGUACACCGACGUCAUCGUCACACAGGAAGUGCAGCCCAACAGGAUCAAAGACAUGGGGGACUCCGGGGAGACCUUCUACUCGACCCUCCAACCGGUGAAAAACCAGACAGGAAGCAUCGACGGUCUCAGUCCCGGGGGGUCUCAAAGCGUCUCCGGGUCAGGGUCCUCUGGAGUCUGGUACUGACGCUCAGAGUCUCCGAAGUCAGGAGGAUUUCAACGUGUGGAAAUGUAUAUUUUAUGAUUGAUGUCCAAUGUGCUUUUACUGAGUUACAACGGUAACUAAAGGGUGAAAACUAGCUAACAAGCUGAAACUGAAGUGUAAUAAAUCCCAUGAAAGUAAAGACGGUGAACGCCUCUCCUGUUUGACCAUCCGUCUCGUCUGUCCCGUCUGUCCCAGGACUUCUCAACACCAGUUUGUCUGCAGGAAUCAAAAUCUAAGGUUUUCAGUGCGAGCCCCUGGUGAGAGAUUCAUUCAUUCACUC
This is a messenger RNA of Etheostoma spectabile (orangethroat darter), 1282 nucleotides long. Its product is annotated as low affinity immunoglobulin gamma Fc region receptor II-a. The transcript has 6 exons. NCBI's taxonomy places the organism in Eukaryota, Metazoa, Chordata, Actinopteri, Perciformes, Percidae. The coding region runs from base 25 to 984 and encodes 319 amino acids. Gene Ontology annotation, cellular component: external side of plasma membrane. Gene Ontology annotation, biological process: immune response; cell surface receptor signaling pathway. The record is from RefSeq and is a predicted model, not a curated record. Gene Ontology annotation, molecular function: transmembrane signaling receptor activity.